This is a messenger RNA of Ramularia collo-cygni, 1149 nucleotides long. RefSeq names its product related to 3-isopropylmalate dehydrogenase beta. Bases 1 to 1149 code for a protein of 382 amino acids. Gene Ontology annotation, molecular function: magnesium ion binding; 3-isopropylmalate dehydrogenase activity; NAD binding. Gene Ontology annotation, biological process: L-leucine biosynthetic process. The record is from RefSeq and is a predicted model, not a curated record. Gene Ontology annotation, cellular component: cytosol. The transcript is spliced from 3 exons. Lineage: Eukaryota; Fungi; Ascomycota; Dothideomycetes; Mycosphaerellales; Mycosphaerellaceae.
AUGUCGUUCAAGGGAACUCCUGCAAAAGGAGGGAAGAUCUUGGUUCUACCUGGAGACCAUGUUGGCCCAGAAGUCGUGGCUGAGGCUCUGAAGGUAUUGGAGAUUAUCGAAGAGGCAACUGGUGUCAAGUUUGAAAAAGAAUUCGAUCUUUGUGGCGGUUGCUCGCUGGACAAGCAUAAGGACUCCGUGACGGAAGAGGUACUACAGAAGUGCGAACAGGUAGAUGCAGUCUUCUUUGGCAGUGCAGGAGGUCCAAAAUGGGGGACAGCGGUGCCUAAUCCAGAGUCCGGUCUACUGAGAAUCAGGAAGAGGAUGCAGGUCUUCGCCAAUCUACGCCCUUGCAAGUUUGCCUCGAAGACGAUGAUCGAUUGGUCUCCCAUCAAGCGUGAGAUUAWAGCGGGCGUCGACUUCAUGCUGAUCAGAGAGAACUGCGGUGGUGCUUACUAUGGCGAGWAGAUUGAAAGAGAAGAUUACGGCUGCGACCCAUGGGAGUACUCUCGCCCAGAGAUUGAGCGUGUUGCACGCGUUGCUGGUGCUCUCGCAAUGCAGCACGACCCUCCACUACCAGUGUGGAGCGCCGAUAAAGCGAAUGUCCUUGCAAACAGUCGAGUAUGGCGCCGAGUGGUGACUGAAAUCUUCGAGAAGGAAUUUCCAAAGAUCAAGCUACAACAUCAGCUUGCCGACUCAUUGGCAAUGUUGCUCAUCACGAAGCCCACCGCAUUCAACGGUGUGAUUGUAACAGACAACACCUUUGGUGACAUUCUUUCUGACGAGAGCGGUGGCUUGACCGGUAGCCUUGGUCUCCUACCUUCUGCUUCGGUAGCGGGUGCGCCUGGAACGAGUCUGGGACAGAAUAAAGCCGGAGGCGUGAUCGGUCUCUACGAGCCGGUCCAUGGUUCAGCUCCUGAUAUUUCAGGAAAGGGCCUCGCGAAUCCGGUGGCCCAAAUUUUGAGCCUGGCUAUGAUGCUGCGGCUGAGCUUCAACAUGCAUCGUGAGGCUGACAUUGUGGAGGAAGCAGUCGCUAAAGUCCUGGAUUCCAAGGCGGACGGUGGGUUGGAGAUUCGCACCGGAGAUCUCGGAGGCAGGGCAAACACGCGAGACAUGAGCGAGGCCAUCCAGGGCGAAGUUAGGCGUUUGCUCCGAGCGUAG